Molecule: messenger RNA, 2006 nt
Organism: Cercospora beticola
Lineage: Eukaryota; Fungi; Ascomycota; Dothideomycetes; Mycosphaerellales; Mycosphaerellaceae
Source: RefSeq, a predicted model, not a curated record
AUCUCGAGGAAAGCUCGAGCAUCACUCUACUUUCUGCCGUUUCAUCUCUCCACCGCCCUGCCAUGCGCCGCUCCGCCUCCUCUUGACAGCAUCCACUUGUCGACAACUGCUCAGAUUGGCGACAACACCUCCAACAUGUCGGAGGAACCUCGCAAGCGAUCCCGCUUCGACCAGGCGCCCAGCGAAGAGCCGCCGCGCAAAUCGCGUUUUGACCGCCGCUCGCGCAGCCCCUCGACUAAGGAUCCAGAGGCCUCCGCACGCGAGCGCAGUCCCGUGAAGAGCGUGGAGUCGCCAGCUGCCGGCGAAAAGAAGGACGAGGCCAAAGAUCCGGCCGCUAUUGCUGCAGCCGCAGCUGCCCGCAUUAGUGCCUCGUUGCAAAAGAGCAAAGGCAUUCAGCAGGUCGAAGUGCCGCCGAUCCGCAAGCCAUCUACAGCCGAAGCCGGUGCUUCCAAGUCGCCAUCAGCCCCCGCAGCAGGCUCUUCUCUGAGCAACGACAUUUACCAGCAAGAUGGUGACUUUAUCAAGGAUAUCGAGGUCAAUGAUCUGCGCAAUCGCUACACGUUGACUAAAGGCAGCACCCAGAAGAUGCCACCGACGGCCACCCCCAUUUGCAUCUGCUGACCUCAAUGUGACAUCUAGAUUAAAGAGGAAACUGGCGCCGAUGUCACUACUCGUGGAAAUUACUAUCCCGAUAAGAGCAUGGCUACGGCAGCGAACCCACCACUUUACCUGCACGUUACGAGCACGACCAAGGAUGGCUUGGAGCAAGCUGUGAAGAAGAUCGAAGAGCUCAUGCAGCAGGAGCUGCCGAACCUGAUCGACGAACGUCGCUUCCGUCGCCGCGAGGAGCCUCGAGAACAGCCCGAUCGUGACCACCUAGGUCGCCGCAAAUGGCCCGAGAAGCAAAUUCCCAUCGACCUCGAACCGAUUCCAGGAUUCAACUUGCGCGCGCAAGUGGUAGGCUCCGGAGGCAGUUAUGUGAAGCAUAUUCAGCAAGAGACGAGAUGCCGUGUGCAGAUCAAAGGUCGUGGAAGUGGUUUCAUGGAACACGAUACGGGCCGCGAGAGUGAUGAACAGAUGUACUUGCACGUCGCAGGUCCAGAGCAGGCCAUGGUUGAUUCAGCCGAGGAGAUGUGUAAGUCACUGCUCGAUUCCGUGCGCCAGCAAUACCAAGAAUUCAAGGAGCGUCCUGCGCGAGGUCCUGGAGGCGGACGUGGUGGAUACGGCGGAGACGAUCGUGGCGGAUACCAUGGCCGUGGUGGCGACCGCCAGAACUCGGGUUCGUACGGAGGUGGCAGCGCUUACGGAAAUGGCGGAGGCAGCGCCUAUGGGGGCGCAUACGGUGCCACCGGCCAGCCAGAUCCUUAUGCGCAGGCGAACCCAUACGACCAGUAUGCUCAAGCAGCUGCACAAGGCUAUGGUAGCGCACAAUCCCCAACAGCAGCACAGCAGGGUGCCGCAGCAGCAGCGCCAACAGAUCCGGCUGAGCAGCAGAAGCAGUACGAGGCCUGGGCUGCAUACUAUGCUGCAAAUCCGCAAGCUGACCCUUACGCUGCUUACGGUGGUUAUGCAGCAGUCAUGGCUCAGUACAUGCAACCAGGUGCCGCGGCCGCUGCUGCACAGUACCAAGGAUAUGGUCAGCCGUCUCAGACACCUGUCGACUACAGCAAUGGAGUGCCUCCUCCGCCACCUCAGGAUGGUCAGCAGGCUGCAUCAGGACCUCCAGGCGCAUACAACCCCUACAGUGCUGUCCCUCCUCCACCGGGCAUGUAGUGCAGCUCGGGGCAUGUCACAUAUGGAUAGGACGCCCAGAGCUCAUAUUGUGGAAUUGGGAAAGAGCACUCCUCAGCCGCGUGCUUUUAUUUGAAGGGCACGUUGUCCAGAUAUGGGCAACAGGAGUUGAAAUUUGCUCCAAGCAUCAGCGCUGGGAAGUUGGCACAUUGCAAUGUUCUACAGCCUCCGAAAAGCGAGAGAAAUGCCUCUGAACUCUAGUAUCUCUGUUCUCG